GAAAGAGCGAGCGAGCGAGAGAGAAGGAGCGCAAGGAAGGAAGGAGGAGCGCUAGGAGACCACAGAGCAACAGGGCCCCUGUGCUUUCUUCCUGAAGAUGCCGAAUCCACGGGGGAGCAGCUGCCUCUGGGCCGUCCUUGGAGUUCUGCUCAUCCACUCCGUGGCAGGAGCUCGCGGCCACUGCUGGGACAGCGGUUGGUGUCGGGACAUGGACACCGAACAGGAGAUGAUGGAGUGCCUCCGGGCCUGUAGAAUGAGCCUCUCCGAAGAGUCUCCAGUCUACCCAGGCAACGGCCACAUGCAGCCCCUUUCUGAGAACAUCCGGAAGUACGUCAUGAGCCAUUUCCGCUGGAACAAGUUCAACAGGAGCAAUGACAGCGCCUCAGGCCCGAAGAGGGGAGACCUCCUCAGCGGGCGAGGUUCUCUGGGGGCCCUCGUCCCGGCGUCUUCCGAAGAGCAAGAAAGCUGGGAAGGAAGUGACCCCGGAUACAUGGAAAGGCAGGAAGGCAAGCGGUCCUACGCCAUGGAGCAUUUUCGGUGGGGCAAGCCGGUGGGACGGAAAAGGAGGCCCAUCAAGGUGUACCCCAAUGGAGUGGAAGAGGAGUCCUCUGAGGUGGAUCCCCAAGAAGUCCGAAGGGACCUUUCCUGGAACAUGGACUACCCCGAACUCGACUCUCUCGAAGAAAAGAGGGACGGCGAAGGCUCCAUGUCGGAGGAAGAGGCCCCGGAGGCGGCCAAGAAGGACAGCCCGUACCAGAUGGGCCAUUUCCGGUGGAGCGCCCCACCGCCAGCCGCGGCCAAGAAGAAGCGCUACGGCGGCUUCAUGACCUCGGAGCGCAGCCCCAUGCCCUUAGUGACUCUUUUUAAGAACGCCAUUAUCAAAACAGCGUAUAAGAAAGACCAAUAAGCGGGAUGGGGGAUG
Pogona vitticeps (central bearded dragon) is the source of this 922-nucleotide messenger RNA. The record is from RefSeq and is a predicted model, not a curated record. NCBI's taxonomy places the organism in Eukaryota, Metazoa, Chordata, Lepidosauria, Squamata, Agamidae.